This is a messenger RNA of Physcomitrium patens, 3870 nucleotides long. NCBI's taxonomy places the organism in Eukaryota, Viridiplantae, Streptophyta, Bryopsida, Funariales, Funariaceae. The record is from RefSeq and is a predicted model, not a curated record.
GACAAGUAAGCAGCGUGAACGUCGAUGAUAGCCCCACUGCAACGCCACAAUAGAAGCAGCGCUCGCGGCGGCCUGCUUCGAUCGACCGUCCACUUCAAUCGUCUCAGGCUCCUCUUCCUCCUCCCCACGGCCCGGCCGAUUUCCGUGUUCCUAACAUGCGCCCGUCUUCUUCUAAGUAGAAAAUCUGAGAAAGGGAUUGAGACAGGGAGAGAGAUCGGGAGAGAGAAAGACAUUCAGAAGGAUAUAGGAGUCUGGAAUUUUGUGGAGUUUCCGUGCAACACGGUGAUGGUGAAAUCGCGCCGCGUCUGAAUGUCGGGGUCAAAUUCCAUGGGGGCCUUGGUAGGAGACCAUUGACUUUGUAUCCCUGCAGAGAGAGUUGCGAAAGGCAAGAUUGGGCGGAGCCCCUAUGGCGAGACAAGAAUUUGAGAAUGCCAUUUUGAGUUUGACUGUAUUUUGAGCAAGACAUUCGUGCUCGAAGGUGCUUUCGUUGUCUUAAACUGCCACCAUGGCGGACGAUCAUGUCAAGAAAACGGAUUUAUCUGGGCUUGAAGCAUUGAACAACGAAACUGUUGACUUGGAAAACAUACCGGUUGAGGAGGUCUUUGAGCAAUUGCGUUGUACCAAGGAAGGUCUCACAGAUGAGGAUGGCGAGGCUCGGCUUAAAAUAUUUGGCCAAAACAAGCUCGAGGAGAAAUCGGAGAGCAAAGUCCUCAAGUUCUUGGGGUUCAUGUGGAACCCCUUGUCUUGGGUGAUGGAGGCUGCUGCCAUCAUGGCAAUUGUUCUCGCCAAUGGACAAGGACUGCCCCCCGACUGGCAAGAUUUCCUCGGAAUCAUUGUGCUCCUGUUGAUCAAUUCAACAAUUAGUUUUAUUGAGGAGAACAACGCUGGAAAUGCUGCUGCCGCUCUGAUGGCACAGCUUGCACCUAAGACCAAGGUUUUGCGAAACGGAAGUUGGGUUGAGCGGGAUGCAUCCAUACUGGUGCCUGGUGACAUCAUUAGCAUCAAGCUUGGUGAUAUUAUUCCUGCAGAUGCUCGUUUGCUUGAAGGAGACCCGCUAAAAAUUGAUCAGUCAGCUCUAACUGGGGAAUCGAUGCCUGCAACCAAGAAACCUGGGGAUGAAGUUUUCUCAGGAUCUACCUGCAAACAGGGUGAGAUCGAGGCUGUAGUUAUUGCAACUGGUGUGCACACAUUUUUUGGUAAAGCCGCGCAUCUUGUUGACUCCACAAACAAUAUUGGCCAUUUUCAGAAGGUGUUGACCGCUAUUGGAAAUUUUUGUAUAAUCAGCAUUGCAAUCGGAAUAGUGAUUGAAAUUAUUGUAAUGUACCCGAUCCAGCACCGGCAAUAUCGAGCUGGCAUCAACAACCUCUUGGUGUUGCUCAUUGGGGGAAUCCCCAUUGCUAUGCCUACCGUCCUCUCUGUUACCAUGGCUAUUGGCUCUCACCGACUUUCGAAACAGGGAGCCAUUACCAAGCGCAUGACUGCUAUUGAGGAGAUGGCAGGAAUGGAUGUUCUCUGCAGUGACAAAACAGGAACUCUAACUUUGAACAAGUUGACAGUUGACAAAAGCUUGGUGGAGGUCUUUAACAGAAAUGUGGACAAAGAGACAGUGUGCUUGCUGGCAGCUAGGGCUUCAAGAGUGGAAAACCAAGAUGCUAUUGAUGCAGCCAUAGUUGGAAUUCUAGCUGAUCCCAAAGAGGCUCGUGCGAAUAUUCAAGAGAUUCACUUCCUUCCAUUCAAUCCAGUUGAUAAGCGUACAGCAAUUACGUACAUCGAUAACACUGAUGGCAAGUGGCAUCGAGCCAGCAAAGGAGCCCCGGAGCAAAUUCUACAGUUAGCUCACAAUAAAUCGGAGAUAGCUACGCGCGUGCAUGCAAUCAUUGACAAGUUUGCUGAGCGGGGGCUGCGGUCACUGGCAGUUGCCAGACAGGACGUUCCAGAACAAAGCAAAGACAGUCUUGGUGGACCUUGGGAGUUUCUUGGGUUGAUGCCGCUAUUCGACCCGCCUCGACACGACAGUGCUGAAACAAUCCGUCGGGCUCUCAAUCUUGGAGUUAGCGUUAAGAUGAUCACAGGUGAUCAGUUAGCCAUUGGCAAGGAGACAGGCCGGCGGCUGGGUAUGGGAACAAACAUGUAUCCCUCAUCUUCUUUGUUGGGAGCACAUAAGGACGAGAGUAUUGCUGCGUUACCCGUAGAUGAGCUCAUUGAGAAGGCGGACGGCUUUGCUGGUGUCUUUCCAGAACACAAGUAUGAAAUUGUUAAGAGGUUACAGGAAAAAAAACAUAUUGUUGGUAUGACUGGUGAUGGUGUAAAUGAUGCUCCUGCUUUGAAAAAGGCCGAUAUCGGUAUUGCAGUUGCUGAUGCCACCGAUGCUGCUAGAAGCGCUUCGGACAUUGUUCUUACGGAGCCUGGUUUAAGUGUCAUCAUAAGUGCAGUACUAACCAGUAGAUCUAUUUUUCAGCGGAUGAAAAAUUACACGAUUUAUGCAGUUUCUAUCACCAUUCGUAUAGUGCUGGGGUUUCUCCUGCUCGCCUUGAUUUGGAAGUUCGACUUCUCACCUUUUAUGGUUUUGAUCAUAGCUAUCCUCAACGAUGGUACCAUAAUGACUAUCGCAAAGGAUCGCGUCAAACCAUCUCCACAGCCUGACAGCUGGAGGUUGAAAGAAAUCUUUUCCAUUGGAAUUGUGUUGGGUACAUACAUGGCACUGAUGACAGUUCUAUUUUUUUGGCUUAUGCAUAAGACUACUUUUUUCCCGGAUCGCUUUGGGGUGUCGGAUAUCGGAUGGAGUCACAGUCGAAUGACAGCAGCUGUUUACCUGCAAGUUAGUAUAAUCAGUCAAGCUUUAAUUUUCGUAACGCGUUCCCGAAGCUGGUCCUUCUUGGAGCGACCAGGAUUUUUCCUGCUUUUUGCUUUUAUUGUUGCCCAGUUGAUCGCUACAAUUAUAGCAGUUUAUGCUAAUUGGGGAUUUGCUACCAUUAGAGGCAUUGGAUGGCGUUGGGCUGGUGUUAUAUGGCUCUACAGUCUGGUUACCUAUGUCCCUCUCGACAUCAUUAAAUUCGCUGUUCGAUACAUUCAAAGCGGAAGAGCGUGGGAUCUUCUGCUUGAGCGAAAGACCGCCUUCACUAGACAGAAGGAUUUUGGGAAAGAGGCGCGUGAAGCUCAAUGGGCCCAUGCUCAGCGCACAUUGCAUGGACUCCACCCUGCCGAAUCCGGUAGUCCUCAACCUGGAAGCACUCCGAAUCGUGAGCUUAACGUAAUGGCUGAGCAGGCUAAAAGGAGGGCUGAGAUUGCAAGGUUGAGGGAAUUGAACACAUUGAAGGGCCACGUGGAAUCAGUUGUUCGCAUGAAAAAUCUCGACGUUAACAUGAUACAACAGUCAUACACUGUUUAGGACAUUUCACUGGCGGGCUCGUCGGUGCUGGUUCCAGAACCUACUGAAAUACUGAACAUCAAGUUUUACAGCUCGUGUCCGUCGAGCAUGGUGAGGACGACCACAGCCCCCGCGAUACCUGAGACACAUCAGGUUUCAGUGUCACCGUUCAGAAGGGACAUAGAGAGAAUGAGUUUGCAAAAUGCUUUUAGAUGAUUUAGCGUAGUUUGAAUGAGUCAACAGCAGCCAUGGUUGAUCCAGCUUCUUUUCCACAUUCUGUACAGAAUUGUGGGAGAUUUGUUAGCAUGAUGGCAACUCCUGACUGAUUGCUGUUAUUUCUUGUUUCUCGUCUUUUUGUAUUUGUAUGGUCUUUCCCUGUUAUGUAAGCUCUAGUGUUCUCAUGCAUAUCCAUAGUGUUCAACAAGAGUUACUGGUGCAACAUUAUCCCAACUAUUCUCUAUGUACCAUCUGAAGUGAUGUAUUCCUAUCCACCAUUGCAGAGA